This is a messenger RNA of Pecten maximus, 908 nucleotides long. RefSeq names its product rRNA methyltransferase 2, mitochondrial-like. Gene Ontology annotation, molecular function: rRNA (uridine-2'-O-ribose)-methyltransferase activity. The coding region runs from base 31 to 855 and encodes 274 amino acids. Gene Ontology annotation, cellular component: mitochondrion. The transcript is spliced from 2 exons. NCBI's taxonomy places the organism in Eukaryota, Metazoa, Mollusca, Bivalvia, Pectinida, Pectinidae. The record is from RefSeq and is a predicted model, not a curated record. Gene Ontology annotation, biological process: RNA methylation.
GCAUUAAUUUCUUUUCGGGGAAUACCCAAGAUGACAUUCACACUUGUGUAUGGAAUUAGAUGCGGUUUUUGUAAACAAGUUAAGCAUGUGUACAGAUCUUUCACAACGUCACAGACAAACUACAAAGUGACAGUAAAAAAGCUGAAGGGCAAGAGCUCUGGAUCACAAAAAUGGCUGACACAACAACUCAACGAUCCGUACGUGAAACGUGCUAAGUUGGAAAAUUGGAGGUGUCGGAGUGCCUUUAAAUUGCUGGAAAUUGACGAAAAACAUAAAAUAUUGAGACCUGGAAACGUUGUGAUUGAUUGUGGGGCUGCGCCUGGAUCGUGGUGUCAAGUCGCCGCCAAGAAAGUGAAUUCAUCAAAAAGUGAGCCUAAUCGACCUGUUGGAACAGUUAUAGGAGUGGACCUUCUACACAUUGAACCAUUAGAUGGAGUUACAUUCUUUCCAAAGUCUGACUUCACAAAUAAAGACGUCCAGAAAUCCAUACUUGAAAGUCUUGGCGGGAAAAAAGUGCACGUGGUUUUAAGUGACAUGGCGCCAAAAUCUUCCGACGCUAGACAAUUAGAUCACGAACUAAGCGUGGAGCUCUGUGCUUCCGUUCUGAGAUUUUCUGUGGGAGUUCUCAGACAUGGCGGUCAUUUGUUAUGCAAAUUAUGGAUGGGGCCGGAACAGGACAAACUACAGCGGGCGCUUGACCGGAUGUUUACGACUGUCAGAGUGGUCAAACCUCCAGCCAGUCGAACCAGCUCCUCCGAAAUAUAUUACCUAGCUAAGGACUUUAGAGGCGUGCCUUCGGAGAAGUCGAAGACUUUCAGUAAAACCACACCGGAAGUGUGCAACGACAACGAUUGAGGUCAUGAUUGAUUUUUUAUUUAUUUAAUGUUAAUAAAUUAUUCAAAUGUUCA